AUGCAUGAAACGUCGCAGAAUCCGCUCGUCAAACUCAUUCGCGCCCUCGGGAUCGAAUAUUACUACGACGAUGGUACCCCGCUGUACUACACAGCGCAGGGUCGGGCCGGCGCCCAGUUCAAGGCCAAGAAAGUUGCCGACGAGUUCGCAGACUACGUCGACUGGUACUACAAAGCCCAUCCUGAUGCGGAAGACCGCAGCGUCGAUGAUUUCAUGCAGGAGUUUAUCAGUCGGCAUGAGUUGAUCACCCAAGAUGAGCGCCUGUGGGCGCCGCAGGCCGUCCGCGAGAUUGAACAGUGGAUCGCUACGGGUACGGCCGAAGCUUCGUGCAAAUAUCUCCAGUAUUUUAUCACUGAGCGCAACCUAUACAUGAAGGGCGGCUACGAUCGAAUCGUCGACUGGACCGCCGGGCCGCUACUGGAGAGCCCCCAUGCGCUGCAACUGAACCAUCGAGUAACCCGAGUGGCCUGGAGCGAUAACGCACAGGGACAGGAUGCUGUCCGCGUGGAGUGCGAGGAUGCUACAGGCUGCUGUAAGACGGUGACAGGUGACGCAGUGAUCGUGACCGUGCCGCUGGGAGCCCUCCAUCAUAAACUCCUCACAUUCGACCCGCCGUUGCCGGACGAUAUCCAGCAUGGCUUUUCUCAGCACUCGACAAUUGUGUUCGCCGCGACCCAGCAUCAUGUCGACUACCUGUACGCUCUGCUUGUUGAGGCAGGAUUCGCAACGUCUUAUGCCUACGGUUCCUUGGAUCAAACGGCUCGCAAGAUCCAGGUUGAGAAUUUCAGACAAGGCUUGUCCAAUAUUCUGGUCGUCACAGACGUGGCCGCUAGAGGUAUCGACAUUCCCGUGCUGGCUAACGUUAUCAACUACGAUUUCCCGUCGCAGCCAAAGAUCUUUGUUCACCGUGUCGGCCGUACGGCUCGAGCUGGCCAGAAGGGAUGGAGUUACAGUUUGGUUCGGGACGCAGAUGUUCCGUACCUUCUUGAUCUUCAGCUGUUCCUUGGCCGACGACUGGUUCUAGGCCGCCAAUUUGGGGACCAGGUCAACUUUGCCGAGGACGUGGUCACUGGAUGCGUCCCCCGGGAUCCGUUGUCCCGGAGCUGUGAAUGGGUGACUAAGGUCCUAGAUGAAGAUGCAGACAUUGCUACCCAGAGACAAGUUGCCCAGAAGGGUGAGAAGCUGUACAUGCGCACGCGCAAUGCGGCUUCAUUGGAAAGUGCCAAGCGAGCCAAACAGGUUGUCUCCUCCGAGGACUGGUCCACAAUUCAUCCGUUAUUCAAUGAUGCAGCGAGCCAGAUGGAAGCCGAGCGUGAGAAUAUGCUUGCCCGGAUCGGUGGCUACCGGCCACAGGAGACCAUUUUCGAGGCCAAUAACCGACGCAAUGGUAAAACCGAAGGGGACGCAUCCAUUGAUACAAUCAAACGCAUCCGCAAGACUGUGGAUGCGAAGAAGAAGCGGGCACAGGCGAACGAGCAAUCCGAGUCGCUCGAGUCAGGGGAAACCAAUGCGGCUGCGGAAGACGGGUUUGACGAGGAGGACGACGACAUUCCACAAGAGGCGGGUGACAACAUGUCGAUGGCAUCUGAUUCCGAUCUUGAGGUCACUUUUUCCGCGUAUUCACAACCAAACAACAAGAAAAACGAUGUGUCUGCCACAUCGUUCCAAAACCCCGACUACUUCAUGGGAUAUACACCUGCCAACCACAACAUGGCUGAAGACCGGGCCUACGGUGUUCACUCGGGCACAAACCAGAACUUUACCCAAGCGUCUCGCAACGUAACCAUAGAUCUUACUGGAGACGAAGGUGCCAAGGGCUUCGGCGAGGCACGUUCCAUUAUGCGCUGGGACAAACGGCACAAGAAGUACGUGGCUCGACAGAACGACGAAGACGGGUCAAAGGGCGAGCGGCUAGUCCGCGGUGAGAGCGGUGCCAAGAUCGCGGCCAGCUUCCGGAGCGGCCGUUUCCAAGCAUGGAAGAAGGGCAAGCGACUUGACCAUAUCCCUCGUGUCGGUGAAGCUGAGACACCUGGGAUGUCGAACGGAUUCAAAUCCGGCUUUGGUGGUGGACGGCGAUUCCGGCAUCAAAAGGACCAGGCGCCUAAGCGAGCAGAUCCGCUCCGCGACGACUAUGAGAAGAUGAAGAAAAAUGCGGCGGCCAAGGAACGUAACUUCAGCAAACCGGGUGGUGCUGCAGCUGGUGGAAAGAGCGAGAUUCACUCGACUGAUGAUAUUCGGAAAGCACGCAAGCUCCAGCAGAGGCGGCGCGAGAAGAAUGCCCGGCCGUCGAGAAAGCGAUGA
This is a messenger RNA of Penicillium lagena, 2301 nucleotides long. Its product is annotated as DEAD-domain-containing protein. Lineage: Eukaryota; Fungi; Ascomycota; Eurotiomycetes; Eurotiales; Aspergillaceae. Gene Ontology annotation, molecular function: ATP binding; oxidoreductase activity; RNA helicase activity. The record is from RefSeq and is a predicted model, not a curated record. The transcript has a single exon. Gene Ontology annotation, cellular component: nucleus. Bases 1 to 2301 code for a protein of 766 amino acids.